AUCGUGUGAUCGCGACCGACCUUCCUCCAUUGUUCCUUCCACCGCGUAUUCAUCUUAUUUCCUCAAGAGUAUGCAACGUCCCAGGAUCGCCACUCACCCAAAAUCACGAGAACGACAUAAAGCUUUACGCGCUACUUCCCUUGCCAGUGGUAUUUCAUCUCAGACGUGAGGACAAAGAAGAGUGCCACUGCCUCCGAAUAUAUAUACGACUCGCUCGAGAAGAUAAACCUGAGCUCUUCUUACCCUCUACCAAGAUGGAUGACAAUGACAUUAGCAUGGCAGAUGGGUAUAUGGACCCAGAGUUUCGCGCAGCAAUGUUUCCUCAGGUACCCACCCUCGUUUGGAAGUCGACCCAGGACACGCAAUGCGCUAUCUUGGGAGAAAAGCUUGCUGCAAGUGCACGUCCGGUUGAGAAACCAACUCGCUCCUCUUUGUUCGAUCUAUAUCGAACCCCUUCAGGUUCAUCGUCUGGUCCUACUCUUGUUAUCCCCGGGCGUCGACAGAAACCCGUGCCUAUAGAUCAAGCACCCCGAAAUUAUAAUAGGUCCGCGGAGGAAGAGAACGUAUUCGUACCGCUCUUCAGGAAUGCCGAUAAGACAAUGGAUAAUAAUUCUUAUGCCAAGAAGAGACGUAACGAGAAACAGGCUCUUCGACAGGCCCAGUCUACCGAAGGAGUAUCAAUUAUUGUUGAGGACCCAGUUCCUCAACGUUCAAGUUCGCGCUCUGAACGCUCUAGAGACAAGAGUAGCCAUGUCUCCAAAACCAUCCGCAACGGACGCACCAUGGGGGCGGAGGACAUGGGGGACAUUAGUGCUGAUGGUGGUAUGCAGUCACCAGCUUCCAUACCACCAUCUUCCUGCUCUCCAGGGAUCGUAGAAACUGACGGCGAUGAAUCGCCUAUCUCGGUCUCGAACUCGAAGGCACGAGCAUCACGACCAGUCCAACAAUUGGCAACUCCCCCUACAACCUCGAGUUCAUCUGCACGAACAUCUUCAUCUUCAUCUAUCAAAUCUAAUCCUGUCUCGCGCAGUUCCAGUUCGAAGGCAAUGCCAGAUCAUACAACAAGGACUCCUGCGCCACCCCCUCCUCCUGCCGUAUCAGUUGCACCGACCAUUUCACCGGUACAACGAACAUCUCAAUAUCCUCGACCUACGCCUCCGGCCCUAGGCAUGCGUCGUCCUACGUAUAAUGGUGCGAGUACCCUAGAAUCGAGAUUGGCUGGUCAGCUUCCUACGAAGCAACGUCGUUUCAAGCCACCCUCUGCCCGACCUCCGGGUGGACCAUCGGCAUCAGGAGCAGGGGCAGGGACAGCAGUGGUUCAGCAGCCUUCGAAAUCUGCGCCGCAGCCACAGGCUCAAAUUCGAGUGUCUGAAGCUCAGGAGCCUUCCAAAUCCGCUGCCACCGCUCAUCCUCAACAGCAAGUCGCAGCCCCGAAACAUGCUCCUGUUGCGCGGUCACGAUCACGUUCGUAUUCACCUCCCCUUGAUGCGGACUCCAGUUACGGUAACCUUAGCAUGGAAUUUGACUUCGAUACUAUUAACGAAGUUAUGAAGGAAUACGAUUGAACAAGGACAUCGGGUUCAUCUUUCAUCCAUGUUUCAUUUUUUUCGUUCAUCUAAGAUUAUACCAUGCAUCCUUGAGCUUGCUUCGACAUUGUUGGUACAUGUUUCGUAUACUGCUUUCGUUCCACAUUCGCUAAUAAUGAUCGUUCUAUGUAUCUAGUACGUUAGGGUAAUUUUGACUAUGGUUAUACUGUAGAAGACAGAAGGAAUAGUAUGUAUCUCCAAGGAUAGAAAAACUUCCAUACUUUUGUGCACAAUAUGUCCG
Molecule: messenger RNA, 1827 nt
Organism: Somion occarium
Lineage: Eukaryota; Fungi; Basidiomycota; Agaricomycetes; Polyporales; Cerrenaceae
Source: the annotation of a GenBank genome assembly